AUACUAUGAGGCCAAAGGUGGAAUUUGAACAGGUGCAGUGAUGGCAAGAGUCAUUAUUCAACACAUUCAGAGCAAGAUGCCUAUUUCCUUUUAGUGCCUUUAAACAGAGUUCCCAUCACCUUCUUCUGGUCAUCCACUGCCAGAGAGAUGUGUAUGAAGUAAACAGAAACACCCUCAGCAACUGGCAAGAACAACCAGAUAAAUGGGAUGGCAAAACCUAAGCAGCAUCUCCGAAUUUUUCCUCCUGGGACUCUCAGAGCAGCCAGAGCAACAGGAGGUCCUCUUUGGGCUCUUCCUGUCCAUGUACAUGGUCACAGUGGCAGGCAACCUCCUCAUCAUCCUGGCCAUCAUCACUGAUGCUCAACUCCACACACCUAUGUACUUCUUCCUGGUCAACCUCUCCCUCACUGACACUGGUCUUGUGUCCACUACAGUCCCCAAGAUGCUGGCAAACAUAUGGAUCCAGAAUCAGGUCAUCUCUUAUGCAGGUUGUCUAUCACAACUAUAUUUUUUUAUACUGUUUGGGAUACUGGAGGCAUUGCUCUUAGCAGUCAUGGCCUAUGACCGCUAUGUGGCCAUAUGCCACCCACUCCAUUACACUAUGGUCAUGAGCUCUGGGCUCUGUGUCCUCCUAGUGUCUGCAUCCUGGAUCAUGAGUGCCUUUUGCUCCCUCCUACACACACUGUUGAUGAACAGCCUGUCCUUCUGUGCAGAGCACAAGAUCCCACACUUCUUUUGUGACAUCAACCCUCUUCUGAGAUUGUCCUGCACAGACCCCUUCAUCAAUGAACUGGUAAUCUUCAGCAUCGGAGGUGUCACGGGCCUGGUGUGUGUGCUUAGCCUGAUUAUCUCUUACACAUACGUUUUCUUCACAAUCUGGAAGAUCCCCUCCACUCAGGGGAAGCAGAAAGCCCUUUCUACCUGCAGCUCUCAUCUCUCUGUGGUCUCUCUAUUCUUUGGGACUACCUCUUGUGUUUAUUUUAGUCCACCCUCAACCCACUCAGCACCAAAGGGUGCAGUUGUGUCAGUGAUGUAUGGAGCAGUAACUCCAAUGCUGAACCCUUUUAUCUAUAGCUUGAGGAACAGAGACAUCAAGUCUUCCCUGAGAAAGCUAAUUUGGAUUAGGAAAAAUUAUCCCCCUUGGUAG
Messenger RNA from Phyllostomus discolor (pale spear-nosed bat), 1147 nucleotides. Its product is annotated as olfactory receptor 1G1-like. NCBI's taxonomy places the organism in Eukaryota, Metazoa, Chordata, Mammalia, Chiroptera, Phyllostomidae. Gene Ontology annotation, molecular function: G protein-coupled receptor activity; olfactory receptor activity. Gene Ontology annotation, biological process: G protein-coupled receptor signaling pathway. Gene Ontology annotation, cellular component: membrane. The transcript has 2 exons. The record is from RefSeq and is a predicted model, not a curated record. The coding region runs from base 203 to 1147 and encodes 314 amino acids.